AUGACAGAUGUCUUACCUGAAAGAUUAAGGGACAAAUUAAACAUCCUUCAAGACAACCUCAAACGAGCCUUGAGUAACAAUGAAAAUACAGACAAGAAACUUCCAACCAGAUCCUACUCCAAUUUUUAAACUAACAAGAUUGGAAUUCGCAUUUGGGACUUAGAUGAUAAACGAAAUUGCAAUUACCUUAUGAUCAGUCUAAAACCACUCAAGAAGUAAGAGCCAAUCAGCUUUUAAAAUAAAGUAAAGCCUAAACCCAGAAUUCGAUUAAAUUGCAAUUUCAAACCAACUUAAUAAAUAACUCCCCUUUGCAUCGACCCAUCUUCUAUUCCAUCAAGUUUAAAAAUAUCAAAGCUAUUGAGUUUUUCAGAUUGCUUGGUCUUGAGUUCCCCUUAAAAAAGAGCAAAUGAAUUGUUCAUUAAACUAAAUCUGCAAACUAUCAACAAAUCUAGUCCAAUUAAAAUAGACGAGUCCCUCAAGAUUAAUCGCUAGUUUCCCAACCAAGAGCAAGGAUUCAAUUUCAAACAAACCUUUUGUAAUGCAACUUUAUCAAAAUCAAAUAGUAUGGCUGUCAAAAGUAUUAAUGAAUAUGAAAUUUGUUCGUUGAAAGAAAUACUCUAAAAAAAAAAUGUCCCCAAAUAUUACUUAAUGGAAAAAGACUAAACUAACAUAAAUUCAGAAUUAGUAUUUCAAGAUUUCUCCAUUUUAAAAGAGGAUGUGAAAUUAUAACAAUCAGUCUUAUUACACAGUAAUAACAAUAUAUUCCAAUUUCACUCUAUGAAGCAGGAUCAAAAUGAUGAAGUAUCGAAAGAAAUCAAAUUGAAUUUUAGUAAUCUCAAAUAGGAGUAGACUAUCCAUAGUUCAGCUCUCUAAAAAUUACCAAAGUUUGAUCUUGAAUCAACUAAAUAUAAUCAUUCAUUAAAAAUAUUAGAGAGGUAAACUAAAGCAGACAAGAUCUCAAGAGUAGGAAUUUUAGUAUCUACUAUAAAAAAGGAAUCAGAAUAAGAAAAUAAAAAUUAAAUUGAAGCAUCCUUGUUUUCAGUUAAGUUUUCAUAACUUGCAAGGGACGUUGGCCAAAGAAAACCAAAUAUCUUAAAUUUUUAUUUGAAUACUAUAGACUAAUUUGAUCAACGUAAUUCAUCUUAAGAAAUUGAAUCUGUAAGCAUUAUUAAAGCUUCUAAAAUAGUUUAAAUAGAUUAAUAAUCGAAAUAAAAUACUAUUGAUCAAUUAUUUAAUUAAAACAAUUAAUUAAAUUAUGAGUAACCCUUUUUUAAUAAUGAGCCAUAAAUACUCAGUUUAAAAUCUGUACAUUUGUCUCAACUUUAACAAGACAAGAAUAGUGAGUAAAAUAUUAUGAGUAUUGCUUUAAUGUCUAUUGUUAAUAAGGAAUGUUUUGAGAAUGCUAAGGUUUAACCGAAAAUAUGCUUCUAAUAUGAGUAAAAUUUAGAAAAAAACAGAAAAAAGAUUGAGGAGAUCAAACAAUUAAUAUCUACGUCAAAAAAAUAAAAUCCUUUGACUCAAUUAACCCAUAGUAAAUAGUAAUCAAUCAAAGACUAAAAGUUAUAAAUUGAGAUACAAAAGCCAGUCAGGAAUGUUUCGGUGUGUUCAAAUGAAAGGAGAUAAUCUUCAGUUGGAGUCAAUACUCCAAUUAAGAGUCCGACUUUCAACCAACCUAAGGGAUUUAUGUAGAUGUCAAAGAAUGAUAAGUCCAGUUUGAAUAGAUUCAAAAAGAUUAAGUAUUUGGGAAGAGGGAACAUUAGUGAUGUUUAUUCAGUGAUUGAUACUACAACUGGUAUGUUGACAGCCUUGAAAAUCAUUUAGAAAUCGGUGAUCACUAGCAAGGGUAUUCAAGGACUAAUAAAAACUGAGAUUUGCAUUCAGAGUUGCAUUCAACAUCCAAAUAUUCUCAAAUGUUAUGGGGUUAUAAACGAUGAUAAAUAAAUUGCUUUAGUUUUAGAAUUGGGUGAUAUUACUUUAUUCAAUUAUAGAAAAGAGAAAAAAUUAACUGAAAAAUAAAUAAUUGAUAUAAUCUAUCAGGUGUUGAAAGGAGUUAAUUAUCUCCAUUAAUAUGGAAUCAUUCACAGAGAUAUCAAACCAGAGAAUAUAUUAUUAUAAGGAGAAGUUAUUAAACUAGCCGAUUUAGGAAUCUGCAUCAAAGCUACUAGUGCAUAACAAUAUUGUGGAACACCAGGAUAUAUGGCACCAGAGAUAACUAUGAACAAAAAAUACGAUAAUAAAGUUGAUUGUUAUAGCAUUGGUGUGUUAAUGCAUGAGUUAUUAUUUGGGAAGAUUCCAAAAAUUGGGUAGUAAGUGAAUGGUGAUACAUAAUUAAUAAAACUGAUGAAUCGACUAUUAGAACCUUAGAAUAUGAGAUGUUCAGAUUUUGCGAAAAGAAAAUGGCAUAAUAUUCAGAAAUGA
Paramecium tetraurelia is the source of this 2418-nucleotide messenger RNA. RefSeq lists its product as uncharacterized. The record is from RefSeq and is a predicted model, not a curated record. Gene Ontology annotation, biological process: mitotic cell cycle; regulation of cytokinesis; protein phosphorylation. Lineage: Eukaryota; Ciliophora; Oligohymenophorea; Peniculida; Parameciidae. Gene Ontology annotation, molecular function: protein kinase activity; ATP binding. Gene Ontology annotation, cellular component: spindle pole; cytoplasm; centrosome. The transcript is spliced from 4 exons.